Lagopus muta (rock ptarmigan) is the source of this 2993-nucleotide messenger RNA. RefSeq names its product TNF receptor superfamily member 21 (gene TNFRSF21). The coding region runs from base 102 to 2057 and encodes 651 amino acids. Lineage: Eukaryota; Metazoa; Chordata; Aves; Galliformes; Phasianidae. The transcript has 7 exons. Gene Ontology annotation, molecular function: protein binding. Gene Ontology annotation, biological process: neuron apoptotic process; oligodendrocyte apoptotic process; negative regulation of myelination. The record is from RefSeq and is a predicted model, not a curated record.
GCCGCCGCCGGCCCCGCGCCGCCCCUCCGCCGCCGUAUGAAGGAGAGACGCCUCUGACCGGGCAGCGCCCCGCUCGCUGCGGCGCGGCGGCCCCGGCCACCAUGGGGGCUGCCGUGCUGGCCGCCGUCCUCCCGCUGCUCGUGUUCCUUGGCACCGCUGACGCUCAGCCCAAGCUGACCUCGGAGCAGAACGCCGUGAGCCUCCCUGCUGGCAAGUACCUCCACCUGGACCGUGCCACCAACCAGGAGCUGAUCUGCGACAAAUGCCCCGCGGGAACCUACGUGUCCAAGCAUUGCACGAAGAGUACCUUAAGAGAGUGCAGCCCUUGUCCGGAUGGGACCUUCACUAAGCACGAGAACGGCAUAGAGCGAUGCCACCCGUGCAGAAAACCCUGUGAACUGCCAAUGAUUGAGAAAACUCAUUGCACUGCCUUGACCGACCGUGAGUGCACUUGCCUGUCGGGUACGUUUCAGAUUAACGAUACCUGCGUCCCUUACACGGUGUGCCCGGUCGGCUGGGGCGUCCGCAAGAAAGGAACCGAGACAGAAGACGUGAGGUGCAAGCCCUGCCCUCGGGGUACUUUUUCUGAUGUGCCUUCUAGUGUGAUGAAGUGCAAAACCUACACUGACUGCUUUGGGAAAAACAUGGUGGUCGUAAAGCCGGGGACGAAGGAAAGCGACAACGUCUGUGGCUCCCCGGCGUCUCUUCCAAACACAUCUUUGACUUCAUCGGAUGCAGAAGCGGAUGGAGAGACCUACGAAGCUCCACCGACCGCUUACCUUCCCAAAGGUCUGAACUCUUCAGUUUUUGAUCUCACUUCCCCUCCGGAGCCGCGUGUGUCCAAUGGCACAGCAGAGCCAGUAGCUGACUACAACGACACCUCGGCCAACAGCACAGUUGGUGCCCCUGGGAGCCUCUCCAGCGCGGGCGCCGCUGGCCAGGCACAGAGCUACCGGCACAAGCACAGCAGCCAAGCGGUGGGCAAGCAGCCGGCGCAGGAGAUGGCGGGGGGUGAGAAGUCCAGCAUCCCCUACAGGCCGCCCCGCAGAGGGCCGCCCAGCGUCCACCAGCACUUCGAUAUCAAUGAACACUUGCCCUGGAUGAUCGUCCUCUUCCUGCUGCUGGUCCUGGUGGUCAUCGUCGUCUGCAGCGUCAGGAAGAGCUCACGGACUCUGAAGAAGGGACCGAGGCAAGAUCCCAGUGCCAUUGUGGAGAAAGCUAUUAUGAAAAAGUCCACCACCCCCACGCAGAACAGGGAGAAAUGGAUCUACUACUGCAACGGGCACGGCAUCGACAUCCUGAAGCUGGUGGCAGCCCAGGUGGGGAGCCAGUGGAAGGACAUCUACCAGUUCCUGUGCAACGCCAGCGAGCGUGAGGUGGCCGCCUUCUCCAAUGGCUAUGCGGCCGACCACGAGCGGGCCUACGCUGCUCUGCAGCACUGGACCAUCCGCGGGCCUGAGGCCAGCCUGGCCCAGCUCAUCAGCGCACUGCGGCAGCACCGCCGUAACGAUGUGGUGGAGAAGAUCCGCGGCCUGAUGGAGGACACCACGGCGGUACAGAUGCAGCCUCAGUGGCAGACGCAGGACUGCUCGAAUGAUGACGGAAAGCUGGAAGGUGACAAACUGGCACUGCCUGUGAGCCCCAGCCCGCUCAGCCCGGUGCCCACGCCCAGCACUAAACCUCCCGAUGCGGCCGUCCUCACCGUGGAGCCCUCUCCUUCAGAGAAGAAAUGCUUCUUUGUGGACGAGUCAGAGCCCCUCCUGCGGUGCGACUCCACCUCCAGCGGCUCCUCAGCGCUCAGCCGGACCGGCUCCUUUAUUACCAAAGAAAAGAAGGACACAGUCUUGCGCCAGGUGCGCUUGGACCCUUGUGACCUGCAGCCCAUCUUCGACGACAUGCUGCACAUCCUGAACCCCGAGGAGCUCCAUGUGAUCGAGGAGAUCCCGCAGGCGGAGGACAAGCUGGACAGGCUGUUUGAGAUCGCCGGAGUCAAGAGCCAGGAAGCCAGCCAAACCCUCCUGGACUCUGUCUAUAGCCACCUUCCUGACUUACUGUAGGCACUGGUCACCGCGCUCUCUCCGAAUAUCUGCUAGAACUAGCUUGGCACUCGUUAAGAUGACCGACAAUGCGCAGGCAGGUCUGCUGUAGAAUCCAUGGCCAGUAUUUUCUCUGAGGUGUCCCUGGUUUCUGGAGGGGGCGGUUUGUGAGCACUGCACCUCUCAACCUUAAUUCUGUUGCUCAGUUAAGUCUUUGCACCCUUUGCCCCCUUCGGAGUCUUUCUCUUGUUCCCAUUCCAAUCAGAUCAGCUGAUGCACUUUAAAAUGCAGUAAGUGAACUAAAAGACCACGAAUGCAGUGUCACCUCUAGGCACUGAGUCUGGGCUGCUCUGUAGCCCGUUCCAGUUCUGUCAAAGCUGUUGCUCCAAAUGACCGUCGUCUGCUACCUCCCUUCCACCGGGAGUGGGAAACGGUGAAACACACAAAGCCAAUUCUUGCUGGUUACCUUAACGCACCUCAGCUUCCUCCCUGGUUGACUUUUUUUAAUGUACUAUCACACAGCUCAUGCUCAUUGCUGAGAUUUUACUAGCACGAUUAUUUAUUGUACGGUUUUCACCUGGACAACGCAUUGUGCUCCUAUAAGCUAAAGCAGAAGCAGAUGAAUGGAAAGAAGAGGCUCAGUUCCACCAACCUUCCUGACAGUCCAACCAAACGAGGAGCAUCCUGCCUGGCCCCCAGAGGACAGCGGGUCGUGGCAGCACCAGGUCUGGGACCUGGGGACCCCGCUGGUGGUUCUGCUCUCCGUGUGCCGUAAGACUUCCCAAGCUAUGCUUUUACACUUGUGUCUCUUGUUUUUUAUACAGACGUGGCCGAUAGGUUAGGUUCUCCAAAGGCCCUGCCCGGUCUUGGAUAGUCUCUUCAAAUCACACUUCACUUUUUAUUAAAGAGAAAAGAAGGGGAAAAAAAUAAAAGUUAAAAAAAAAAAAAAAAAAAAAA